Molecule: messenger RNA, 1481 nt
Organism: Nelumbo nucifera (sacred lotus)
Lineage: Eukaryota; Viridiplantae; Streptophyta; Magnoliopsida; Proteales; Nelumbonaceae
Molecular function (GO): protein binding
Source: RefSeq, a predicted model, not a curated record
UCAUGGGCAUAGAAACUUUAGAAAGUUAUUAGAAACGAAACGAGGAGAGAGACCGGCCACCAGUACAGUCUACAGAGUCAGUGAAGAAGAUAUCCCUUUCUCUUUCUUUCAUUUAUUUUCUUCACUUGACAGAUUAAUUAUUAAGAACCUACGGGGAAGAGACUAGCCUCUGCAUAAUGCAUAUUUCACCGCUAGCCAUGACCAUUCUUCUUCUUUCUCUAUUUUGUUUCUCUGCACUUUUGUCACCCCUCCGAGCACUCACCCUGCCCUCCGAUACCUCUGCACUCAAAGCAUUCAAGAACGCAAUCAAGCCAGCCACCAUUUCUCCCUGGUCAUGUCUCGCUUCCUGGAAUUUCUCCAUCGACCCUUGCUCUCUCCCUCGCCGCUCCUACUUCAUCUGUGGCAUCACCUGCAAUUCCGACAACACCCGAGUCACAGCACUCGUCCUCGACCCUGCUGGUUACUCUGGCACUCUCUCUCCUCAACUCUCCACCCUCACCCAGUUAAUCCACCUUGACAUCUCCGACAAUUCCUUCUACGGUCCAAUUCCCUCUUCCCUCUCUUCUCUCACCAAACUACAGACCUUGAGCUUGAGUUCCAACUCAUUCUCUGGCCCCUUCCCUCCCUCAUUAACCCGUCUCACAUCUCUCAAUUCCUUAGAUAUCUCCCACAACGCCCUCGCGAGGACCCUCCCCCAAACCAUGAGUUCCCUCUCCAACGUGAGAACCAUCGAUCUCAGCUUCAACAAGCUCACUGGUUCUCUACCCAAACUACCACCCAAUCUAGUGGAGCUGGCUAUUAGGGCCAAUUUUUUAUCCGGGUCUCUUUUGCAAUCCUCGUUCCAAGGGUCAAGCCAGUUAGAGGUGGUCGAACUCGGUGCUAACAUGUUUAGUGGAGUACUUAAUAGUUGGUUUUUCUUACUGCCGUCCCUGCAACAGGUGGAUCUGUCUAACAACAGUUUCACACGCCUCGAGAUUUGGAAGCCUUCCAACAAGGAUAGCAACCUGGUGGCCGUCGAUUUGGGGUUCAAUAGCCUCGAAGGGUACUUGCCCGUAAACUUUGCUAGUUUUCCUCUGCUGUCAUCUCUCUCGCUUCGGCAUAAUAGGUUUCGUGGGCCGAUCCCUCUGGAGUAUGGUAAGAAGCUGUCGCUGAGAAGGUUGUUUCUCGACGGUAAUUUCCUUAACGGAAAGGUGCCCGAUAGGUUCUUCUCCGGUGCCGGUGGGUCUACACUGUCGGGUAGUUUUGGAGAUAACUGUCUGGAAAGUUGUCCGAACUCGUCUCAGCUAUGCUUGCCUUUACAGAAAUCUCCUUCAAUGUGCCGUCAAGCGUACGGUGGAAAACCAAGGUCUGUUAGUUCGUGGUUUUAGGAGUAAAUACUUUCCUUUUUGCCUUUGCUUUUUCUUUUUCUAAAUUUUAAUGCUUAAAUGUAAGAUUAUAUGGUUAAUAACGAUAUUAAUGAUGUUAAUAGCCUGUUUUACUCA